UGCAAUUACAGUCACCUUUGUUUCUACUCAACCAUUUGAAAACACACACAUUCCCCAUUUUGUUCUCAUUUCUGAUAGGAAAUUGGCUGGUGGGGUAUGAAACUUAAUCCACCGUUGACUAUCUUGGCACUAUGUUGGCUUGGAUGAGUUUAUGUAAAUGUAAAUUAAGAUAUCUUCAUGAAGUGGGUUUUGAAUAUUGUGGGUCGUACUCCGCUGAAUCAACCUAGUUUUGAUUCAUUGGUGGUUUCCGGUACACGGGUUUUGCCAGAAAAUACAGUUCGUGUAAUUGGCUUUAUCUGAUCAAAAGAGGACCCAGUUGCAUCCGUGAUCAUCCAUGGUGUUUUGGAUCCUUGAAUCUGUCACUUUGAGGCUUUAUACAAGCUAGUUCUGAAUCUUCUGAUAGCUGAGCUAAUCAGUUGUUGAGUUCCAUGAACGAAGCUUCAGGUGUUUGUGUUUCAAUGACCCCUGUAAGGUGGGAUUUCAAAAUUCAUGAAGUUGCUCAGAGUGGUUUCAGAUAUGCCCAUCACUUGCUCACUUGUAUUUCUGAUCAAGCUCAAGCGACAAAAACUCAGGAAGUGAACUUUAUAGCCCAAGAAGCACUGACUGAAUUCAGAAAACUGCUCACCCUACUUGAUGAAGAGAGGGAUUAUAAGAGAAUAAGAAAGGGUCCCCUGCUGAAUUCAGGACAUAUAAGCCCUGUAGAAUGGAUGGAUAGUCCCAGUCCUUUGUCACAAAGCCAUGGGUGCAACGCGAUUCAACCCAGCAUGGUUAAACAGUUGAUCCCUCUUCAGAACACUCAGUCUUCAACUGCCUUUUUCCCCACCAAUGGUUUCAACUUGUAUAGGGAAAAACAGAAUCUAGCAUUACAACGUUGUUACUCAGAGAGCAAUCUUGCUGUUCCAAACAACUCCAUCAUAGGGUUGAACUUUCCACAGAAAUCCGCCAUUUCUUUAAUUAGUAUGGAUGGAAGUAGCAUCGAGGAGCAGACAAUUCGUUAUUCAUCAUCUGAAAUUCUGGCUUCUCGGUAUGACUCUUCCAAGAGGAAGUGUGGGGCAAAGAGCGAAGAAGAAAGCAUGAGAUGCGUAGCCUCAUCUGGGGGAUGCCACUGCACGAAGAAAAGGAAACUGAGGAUAAAGAGAUCGUUCAAAGUUCCAGCUAUAAGCAAUAAACUAGCAGAUAUACCUCCUGAUGACUUCUCUUGGAGGAAAUACGGGCAAAAGCCCAUAAAAGGAUCUCCACAUCCAAGGAGCUAUUACAAAUGCAGCAGCAUGAGGGGAUGCACUGCAAGGAAGCAUGUGGAACGAUGCUUGGAGGAUCCUACCAUGUUGGUUGUGACAUAUGAAGGGGACCAUAACCACUCUAGAAUUACAUUUCAAGCACCAAAUGUGAUGAUUCACUAGUAGAAUGAAGCCAAGGAAUUCUCACAUUCCACGCUGGAACGGGUUAUGUAUUUAGCAAAAUUCUUCUGCCCAAGCAUGGAAAUUAUUGAGAAUGUAAUUGCUCUGUUCUUGUGGAAUGAUACUGUUUUGUUUUAUGAAGCCCAUUGAAUUCAUUCUCUUUUUUCAUGCAUA
Messenger RNA from Vitis riparia (riverbank grape), 1571 nucleotides. Its product is annotated as probable WRKY transcription factor 21. Gene Ontology annotation, molecular function: DNA-binding transcription factor activity; sequence-specific DNA binding. The record is from RefSeq and is a predicted model, not a curated record. The coding region runs from base 429 to 1400 and encodes 323 amino acids. NCBI's taxonomy places the organism in Eukaryota, Viridiplantae, Streptophyta, Magnoliopsida, Vitales, Vitaceae. Gene Ontology annotation, biological process: regulation of DNA-templated transcription. The transcript is spliced from 3 exons.